Molecule: messenger RNA, 153 nt
Organism: Alternaria incomplexa
Lineage: Eukaryota; Fungi; Ascomycota; Dothideomycetes; Pleosporales; Pleosporaceae
Exons: 2
Coding region: 1-153 (50 amino acids)
Source: RefSeq, a predicted model, not a curated record
AUGAAGUUCUCCGCUGUCAUCGCUACCAUCAUCUCCAUGGCCGCUUUCGCCAUGGCUGCACCUGUCGCCAACGAGGCAGUCGCCGUCCGUCAGAACCAUGGCAUGUGUGUCAAGGGCACCACCGCUGGUGUUGAGCAGAUCGAGGGCUGCUAG